AUGCCUGCGGAUGGCACGGUUCAGUCUGAUGGUAUGAUGCCCGUGCCGGACAGGUCGAGCAAUCAUACACACCACCGACGUCAGUCCUCGCUUUCCAUCCGCCCAGAUAGGCUUGAUGAUGGCGGUCAUCAUGACGGACGACAUUCGACAGACUCGGCCAUUGAUACUUCUGGCCAAGUUGGCAAGAUGCAGAAGUACGACAUGCCUCCGGUCCAAUAUGAGAUGUUGUCCAAAGACAGGCCCGAUGUGGACCAACAAUCAGGCCUCGAUGAGAUUCAAUUUUGUCACACUAGUGUGCAGCGAGCCUAUGAAACCCGCAUCCAACUUCCUCCUGUUGGCGUCGGAAGUAUACGAGGACCUUCUGGCCAACUGGACCACAUCGAAUCCCUUUUCUUUGCGAUCUGGAAGGUGUCGGCUGCAGCACUGCUCUAUACCCUGGCUGUCCUCAACAGCGCGUCUCAGCAUCAUGAGGAAGCUUGUGAGACUUCAUCAGCUACCCAGAAGUACAUUCAAUAUCUUUAUCAUUUCGACGUCUUCACUGGUAUGUCCUCUACACCCCACACUGCACCGGAGCAACCUCACCUUCUCUGCGACUCUGCCUACCCCGAAGCUCAAUCCUAA
This is a messenger RNA of Colletotrichum abscissum, 621 nucleotides long. RefSeq lists its product as uncharacterized. The record is from RefSeq and is a predicted model, not a curated record. The transcript has a single exon. Bases 1 to 621 code for a protein of 206 amino acids. NCBI's taxonomy places the organism in Eukaryota, Fungi, Ascomycota, Sordariomycetes, Glomerellales, Glomerellaceae.